UGCUCCACUUUCUGGUUGCUCUGGUUUAAAGAUUGAUGUAAGGGGGAAAAAUAUGAUUUUACUUUAACUAAACAAUUUAUAAAAUAAUUCAGUAUUUAAUUGCUGGCUGAAAAUGCAGUGGACUCUAAUCCUCCUACUUGGUAGCUCCUUGGCUGAAACUACUUGGGGCUGGACGUACCACUAUUCAAAUGAAAUCAUGACCUGGGCCGAGGCUCGAAAGCACUGCACGGACAAAUACAAAGACAUGGUGGUCAUCCAAAGCCAGGAGGAGAAUGACUAUCUCGUCUCCCUGCUGCCAAACAGAACUGGGACUCCAUAUUAUUGGAUUGGAAUCAGCAAAACCCACAUGAAUGAAACCUGGACCUGGCUGGGCAACAACAGCACGUGGAUCGGCAACGAGUCGUGGGCAGAGAACGAGCCCAACAACAACUAUAGCACAGAGUUUUGUGUGGAGAUCUACGUCAAUAAUGACAAAAACCGAGGGAAGUGGAAUGAUGAGAAAUGCUCCAAUAAGAAAUCUCCCGUUUGUUACAAAGCCCAGUGUAACGACACAGCAUGCGGUCGAGGAACAUGUCGGGAGACGAUCAACAGCAUAACCUGCCACUGUGAACCUGGAUUUAAAGGAGACAGGUGCCAAACAGGUCAGGCUGAGGAUCCUUGGUGGAAUGUCCCCAUCCGCCCCAGAGUGAUAACAGAGACCUAA
Pleuronectes platessa (European plaice) is the source of this 703-nucleotide messenger RNA. Its product is annotated as E-selectin. The transcript is spliced from 6 exons. The record is from RefSeq and is a predicted model, not a curated record. Bases 113 to 703 code for a protein of 196 amino acids. Lineage: Eukaryota; Metazoa; Chordata; Actinopteri; Pleuronectiformes; Pleuronectidae.